AUGCCCUCUCGCAAUUCUGACGACGAGUUCCCUCUGCUGGCCGCCAUGGGCCUGUACGCCGCAGACAUCCUGGGCGAUGGUAACUGCUUGUUCAAUGCCUUGUCCGACCAAAUGUACGGCGACCCGGCCCAGCACCUGCAAAUCCGCCUCGACACCGUUCAGCACAUGCGCUCGCACGCCGACUACUACAAGCAGUUCAUCGUCGUCAACCCCGGCGGCGGCACCCGUAGAAACCCCAAAAGAAAAAAUGUUGGCACCUACUCCGCCCCCGCCGCCUCACUAUCGCCCACGCCCGACGAGAUCGACCAUGCCUUUGAGCAGCACCUCGAGUCCAUGGCGCGAGGCGGAACCUGGGGUGACAACAUCGAGAUCCAGGCCUUUGCCGAGACGUACAACCUCGACGUCAAAAUAUAUCAGAGGGAUUUUGCCUAUGUCAUCUCGCCCAAGGCCGAGGCCGACGCCAGGCAGGUUCUUCACAUCGCAUACCACAACUGGGAGCAUUAUUCUUCUAUACGAAAUCUCAACGGGCCCCACACCGGGCCUCCGGAAGUCAGGAUGCGGGCCAUCAGCCCUGGCACGGAGCAAAAGCAAAAAGAAAGGCUGGCAAACACUUCAAUGGUCCUACCAUGGCAGAUUGAGGUUGUGUCAAAGUCUCUCCCGUUCUUGACGGACAAGCUUACCAUCAAGAAGGCUCUUGAAGAAUGCAAGGGUGACGUCAAUAAUGCCGUCUCCCAGCUGCUCGACGACGAUGCAGGCAACACUUCGUCUGCUCAAGAGAGCUCCAGCAUUGAGCGGGAGCCCGACAGCGAUGACGAUGACAUUUACGGCCCUAACAAGAGGAGAGAGCGGCGAUUGAACCGUGCUACAAAGCACAAAUCUCACCAGGACCGUCUCAUCUCCCACCUCGCUGCCCAAGACGGCUCGCAGCUUUCCACUGCCAGCACCGACUCGCCUAGGUCGAGUGGUCCAGGCACUCCACAGUCGACAGCUCUUGAGGCUCCUGAUUCCGACGAUGAGCAACCGUCGCACUCGGAUGCCGAAGAGCCGCCAGCGCCACCUUCACCUAAGCCACAGCAAGGUCCCAGGCGGAUCAGACUCACUAUGCCCAGACCUCCAGAAGAGCUAGCAGCUGUCCAAGCGGCUGCCAAGACACAGCAGAAGCAGCUUGGUCCACAGCAGACGAAAAAAGUCUCGGCUCGUCAGCAAAAAGACAUGAAGAAGCAGGCUCAGAAAGCUGCUCGUAAAGAGCGCCAGAAGGCCGCAAGCAAGUCUCCGGCAACAACCACGCUUCCCAUCAUCACAAAGUCCAAUGGCACGUCUCCUCCUACUGCUGGCAUCAAGGAGCUUUACGUCUAA
Aplosporella prunicola CBS 121167 is the source of this 1356-nucleotide messenger RNA. RefSeq lists its product as uncharacterized. The record is from RefSeq and is a predicted model, not a curated record. NCBI's taxonomy places the organism in Eukaryota, Fungi, Ascomycota, Dothideomycetes, Botryosphaeriales, Aplosporellaceae. Gene Ontology annotation, biological process: protein deubiquitination. Gene Ontology annotation, molecular function: cysteine-type deubiquitinase activity. The transcript has 3 exons. Bases 1 to 1356 code for a protein of 451 amino acids.